AUGACCAGUCUGAAGCGCUCUCAGACUGAGCGCUCGGUCGGGGGCUCCGUGCCGGCCACUGACGAGUUCUACACCCGCCGUCUCCGUCUGCCUAAUGGGGGCGCACCCCCACCCCGCAGCGAGAGCGCACAUAUCUCUUCUUCCUCAACCACCGGCACCAACCCUGGUGUCCCAAAGAUGGGGGUUCGGGCCCGCGUGGCCGACUGGCCCCCAAGGAAAGACGGUGGCGGAGGAGGCGUUUGGCAUAUCACUGUAGAAACCGACUCCCCCAGUUCUACCAAUACCACCAGCUCCUCGGGAUCAGGGAGUGGGGACAGAGAAAGACUUUUGGGAGGGGGAGGAAGUGGGGGAGGAGGAAUGGGUAGUGGUGGCAGCGGUGGCAGUGGAGGCAGUGGAGGAGGAGGAGGAGGAGGAGGCGGAGGCGGAGGCGGAAACGUGUCCGCUGUCCAAGCCCACAGCAAUCUGUCAGCCAAGCUUGGUCACCUGAUAAGCCCACAAGAUUCGUCCAUGCUGAGAAACAUCCACAACACUCUGAAGAACAAGAUGCAAAGCAAGGGAAAGGAUAACCGCUUCCUGUCACCGGAUGGGUAUCUGGGCUCACCUCGCAAAGGCAUGAGACGUAUCCGCCAGCGCAGCAACAGUGACAUAACCAUCAGUGAGCUGGAUGGAGAUGGGAACGAGGGCUGGUCCUUCUCCGGGUGGACACCCAUGCACCGCGAGUACGGGAGCACGUCGUCAAUAGACAAACACGGGGUGUCGGGAGAGAGCUUCUUUGACAUGCUAAAGGGAUACCAGUCCUCCGAGGCCCCUGAUCAGCGAAGCCCCGCUCCAGAGAGGCUCACAGAACUCCUCUCUGUGGCUCCGAUAAAGCAGGCUGCCCUGGACCUGCCAGACGGACCUCUGGGUCCACCGCGAGGUAGCCCUGCCAGUCGGCUGAAGGAGCGAGAGAAACACUUGAAAAGAAGAUCUAAGUCAGAAACGGGCGGCGAAUCCAUAUUUCGCAAGCUGCGCAGCGUGAAGGUGGACGGUGACACCUCGAGGGCUGGUUCAGAUGCUGAGGAUGGUGGGAAAGGGGAUGAAAGUGGCCCACCUCCUAAACCUUGGAUGUGCCAAAAAGGCUUUGCCCAUUUCGACCUCCAGUCGUUGCUGUUCGACCUCAAUGAGGCAAUCCAGAGCCGGCAGUCUGGGGCCAAACGCAAGAACACCACCACCGGUGCCUCCGCCGCCGCCGCCGCCUCUGCGUCCGCCUCCUCCUCGCUGUCGUCCAAUCAGAGCGGAGUGUACGGCUCGCCUUGCGGCUCCCAAGAGGAGUUAAGCAAGGAGGGUACGGGAGGAUCUUCACACAGUACUAACCCCGCCUUGGAUCCUGGUGACGACAAGAGCAAUGAUUUGGUUCUCAGCUGUCCUUGUUUUAGAAAUGAGAUUGGUGGAGAGGGUGAGAGGAACAUCUGUCCCGCUAAACAGCAGGGCAGCAUAGGCAGUGGUGGGAGCUCCAGCAGCUCCUCUGGCAGCACAGAGGAGGGACCUUUGGAUGCUACGCUCAGUACCCACUUUACUAAUGCUGGUGUGGCCGUGCUGGAGGCUUCCAAAGAUGGGCCAAGUCAGCACGCUGACAGAUCCAAAAGAUAUAUAGUGGAACACGUGGACCUCGGUGCCUAUUACUACAGAAAGUACUUCUAUCUCAGAGAACACUGGAACUAUCUGGGGGUCGAUGAGAACCUGGGCCCGGUGGCAGUGAGUCUCAGGAGAGAGAAACUGGAGGAACACAAAGAGCAUGGCCAGCAAUACAAUUACAGGGUCAUCAUCAGAACAAGUGAGCUGAACACGCUGCGCGGUUCCAUCCUGGAAGAUGCGGUGCCAUCCACAUCCAAGCAUGGCCUGGGCCGAGGUCUGCCCCUCAAAGAAGUACUGGAAUACCUCGUUCCUGAACUCAAUGUCCACUGCUUACGCCUGGCCCUCAACACGCCGAAGGUCACCGAGCAGCUGAUGAAGUUGGACGAGCAGGGGCUGAGCUUCCAGCGGAAGGUGGGGGUGAUGUACUGCAUGGCGGGCCAGAGCAGCGAGGAGGAGAUGUACAACAACGAGGCAGCUGGUCCUGCACUGGAAGAGUUUCUCCAUCUGCUGGGCGAGAGAGUUCGACUCAAAGGCUUCACAAAGUAUAGGGCUCAGCUGGACACCAAAACUGACUCAACGGGCACUCACUCUUUGUACACCACUUACAAGGAUUAUGAGAUCAUGUUCCACGUGUCCACCAUGUUGCCCUACACUCCCAACAACAAGCAGCAGUUGCUACGGAAGCGCCAUAUUGGGAAUGAUAUUGUCACCAUCGUGUUCCAGGAACCCGGGGCAGUCCCCUUCACCCCCAAAAACAUUCGCUCACACUUCCAGCACGUCUUUGUGAUUGUGCAGGCACACAACCCCUGUUCUGACAACUGUUCCUACAGUGUGGCAGUGACCCGAUCCAAAGACGUGCCCUCGUUUGGUCCCCCUAUCCCAGAGGGUGUGACCUUCCCCAAGUCGUCUGUGUUCAGGGACUUCCUGCUGGCCAAAGUCAUCAAUGCAGAAAAUGCUGCCCACAAAUCACACAAGUUCCGGGCCAUGGCCACCCGAACACGCCAGGAGUACCUGCGUGACUUGGCUGAGCGCCACACCACCAGCACGCCGAUCGACCCCUCUGGAAAGUUCCCCUUCAUUUCCUUAGCUCAUAAAAAGAAAGAGAAGAGUCGGCCGUAUGGAGGAGCAGAGCUGCGCAGUCUUGGGGCGGUGACCUGGCCAGUUCAUGCAGAGGAUCAUGGGAACGGAGGGGAACUGGAGGCCCUGCUGGCUAUUUCCAAUGACUUUCUCAUCCUGCUGGACCAGGAGGCCAAGGCUGUGGUUUUCAACUGUGCCACAAAGGAUGUGAUUGGGUGGACACUUGGCAGUCCUGCAUCUUUGAAAAUUUUCUAUGAGAGAGGAGAAAGUGUCUCUCUAAGGAGCAUCAGUAAUAAUACAGAGGAUUUUAAAGAAGUGGUCAAACGUCUAGAGUUACUGACCAAGGGCUGUGAGACAUCAGAGAUGACACUACGUCGAAAUGGCCUGGGUCAGCUUGGCUUCCAUGUCAACUAUGAAGGCAUCGUGGCUGAGGUUGAACCAUACGGAUACGCCUGGCAGGCCGGACUGAGGCAGGGAAGCCGUUUGGUCGAAAUCUGCAAAGUGGCGGUAGCAACUCUGACCCAUGAGCAGAUGAUUGAUCUCCUACGGAACUCGGUGACAGUGCGCGUUGUCAUCAUCCCACCACACGAUGAUGCCACUCCACGCAGGGGCUGCUCAGAGCUCUAUCGAGCACCUGCCUCAGAAUAUAAGGGCGGCAGCAGCGACAGCGGCUCCUUCGAAUACAAGUUUCCUUUCCGCAGCAACAACAAUAAGUGGCAGCGGACGUCCAGCAGCCCUCAGCAGUCGCUCACUGCCUCACCGCAGCCCCACACACCCAACCGGGCCAUCAGCCUGGGCAGCUCCGUGGGAAAGACCCUGUCAGCCGAGAGGCUUGAGAGAGGGGCUGCCAUUCCCCGCAGUGUGAGCAGCGACGGCCGGCCGCUGGAGUCAAAGAGGAUGUCUCCGGGCAGUGAGAGCUACAGCCUGGCCUCUUCCCUGGCUCUGGGCCGUUCCCCUCACAACCGCAGUUCUCCAAGCAACUUGUCCUGUUCCAGUGAUGCUUCUGGAAGCUCCGCUCACUGGAGACAGAAAUCCAUGCCUGAGCAGUUUGGAGGCAGUCGCCAUUCUCCAAUGUCCACAGAGAGACGAGAGGUGGUUGGAGAGGGCGGGUCCAGUGGAAAGUCCACGCCUAACUGGUCUAGAAUGGAAGAAGAGGCUCCAGUUGCCAAGUCUGGUCAGGGCUACUCGGGAGCUCCCCGCAUCCAGAGACAAGAGCAAGUCAUCCACAUAUCCCCAAAGAAGGGAAGCCAGUCGGAUGGCCCUUACUCGGGUCACUCCAGCAGCAACACUCUAUCUAGCACAGCUUCUAGUGGAGGUCACAGUGACAGCGACAAAUGGUACGAACUGGGGGCAGGUGGAGGCUCAAGUGCUGAUCAAGGGGAGCCGGAACCCAAUGGGUUGGGAGGAGGAGGCUACCUCCAGGGUGCCUCCGCUGACAGUGGCAUUGACACCAGCUCUUAUGGGGGCCCACAUCAUUCUCACCCCCACUCCCAUCAUGGCAGCACCACCUCACUGCUGGCUCCCAGUGGAAGCAGAGAGAGCAGGGAGCGCUCGGGCUCUCCAUGGCACAGUCCAACCGAGGGGGGGCGCAGGAUGCUCGAGAGGUCACCCGCUGCUGCAGAGUCUCCUGGCCCUCCAGCAGAGAGGAGCCUGGAAUCCACAGGCCGAAGCCCACCGACUCACCUUCUGGUCAGAGACAGCAGUACCUAUAGUCUGAGUGAGGCUGGACUACACUCAAGCAGGCAUUCUGGCCACAGCUCUCCCAGAGAGGAGUCAUCAUCCUCAGCGACCUCCCCUUCAUCUCAGUCUUCAGUGUCCCCUGGGCCCAAGAGUUUCUAUCCCCGCCAGGGAGCUCAGUCCAAGUAUUUGAUUGGCUGGAGGAAACCUGGUUCUACCAUCAAUUCUGUUGACUUUGGAGACACGCGCAAAAAAUCUCCAGGGGAAAGUGGAGGAGAUGUGCUUCCUACCCCAGCAGCCAGGCCGUCUCUCAGAGACAUGCACUCCCCCCAGCCUCAUGCAAAAUCUACCAUAGAGGAAGAUAUGAAGAGGCACGGGGCCCCCGACAGUCCCCCACCCCCACGAAAACAUAAGGAAAAGCAUGGCCAGAAGUCGCCCCAGGGCCAGCCCUUGAGCCGCCGCCGUUCACUCCAUCGCACGCUGUCAGACGAGAGCAUCUACCGUGGUCAGCGCCUCCCCUCGCUGAGCGACUCGGUGACCGAACCGGCACUUGCCACAGAUGUUCUCUUUAGCUGCUCCACCCUUCCUCGCUCGCCCACCACCCGUGGCGUGCCCCUCAGACGGCCCUCUUAUAAGCUGGGAGUCAAACUGCAUGGUGACCUUUCAGCAUCUGACACAUCAUUGGUGGACUUGGUGGAGCGUCAUCGUGGGCCUCUCCCUCAAGAGCUGAUGCCUCUCCCAUCUUCAGACAGGAACAGCCCUCUGGACUGGACACACCUGGUGGAUGUGGCCAAUACCUUUGAGAAUGAGAGAAACACACAUUAUAUCCAGAGAAGUUAUGUCUUUGGGGAUUCAAACCACCGAAGCAGCGGGGCCUCCAGUCCUCAGCAGCCCCACAUCGAACUCCAGCCUGCUCCGCUGUCCCGGCCCUCAUCCAGCGAGGGUCACAUCGGGCUGGAGAGGAAGGUGACCAAACUAGAGGCCAUGGUGAAGAUGCUCCAGGAGGACCUGAAGAAGGAGCGAGAAGAAAAGUUGCGUCUUCAGACGCAGAUCAAGAGGCUCUGGGAAGACAAUCAGAGACUGCAGGAGGAGUCCCAGACCUCUGCUGCCAAGCUCAAGAAGUUCACCGAGUGGGUUUUCAACACCAUUGACAUGAACUGACACCAGGUUUAAGCUCCCACAAGCUGCCCCACAACUCAUGGGCACACACAGUCUGGGUGAAGAGGCAGAGGGGAUCAAGUUGAGACUUGUUGUUUGACUCAUUUAGCGCAAUGCUAAACCCUACUAUCACCUUCCAUUGAUCUCAGCAGAGACCUUAGAAUCUUUUUUUCUGAGGAUUAACAGAAGAAAAAUCUCAGUCUCAGUCAUGAGCUCUUGGAUGAUGCAUUUUCUCCUUGCUGAUCAGUCUAAAGUCAUCUUAACAAAACUGCAGACACAAGGAAAGCACCUCCCCUCUGUCUUUUUCCCAAAGAAGUCAACUUAACCCCUCCAUUUUUCCAAAGGUAAAAAUAAAGAAUCAACCCUUUCUUUUUCAACAUUUUUUCUCAGUCGAAUCGCUUUUCUUUUCAGGACAAUAUUAGGCCUUUCACAUUUCAAUUUGGCCCUUGGCUCUUUUCCUGCUAUACAUAUAUUUUUUUUAAUGAUGUCCAGCUGCUCUGAAACUCAAGGCCGCCUCAGCACGCGGUCUCACAGACAUGCAGGUGACUUAAAAGAAGAUGACUCUGAAAUGCCACACAAAGUCAGAGGUACGCUCAGAUCCGUCAGUAAAGCCACUACAUCAGAGGACACAGAGGAAGUUUUUGUUUCCUUCUCAUGAAAAUGGAGUAAACAAAUAUAGCGUCUGUGUUUUCUCUGAGCAAAAGCUGAAAUCUCUGGUCUACCAGGCUCAGAUGUAAAGAAGGGUCAAUGUGCAUCUGCUCAGGAGGGAAACUGUUUGUACAGUUUUUCUUUAUUUAAUUUUUUUUCCUCCUCUAUCACUCAGAUCUGGAUUACGUCAUGUCCCUACAGCACAACCACUAAAAGAGGAGUAACUUUAAGCCAUUGGCAAGUAGUGCCGCGAAACGAGACUUUUCCGGGGUGCUUUGGUCCAUUCCAGUUCUAUGUGUCUUAAAAGCAAUAGGAAGAAGUAAGGACUCCUAUCUUUUCUUUAAGAUAGGGACAGUUAUCCCUAUAAAGAAGCUUGGAGUGGGAAAAGCUGAAUAGGAGGGUGCACCUGCAAGAAACUGCUGCUCGAGAGCAUCUGUCCUUUUCCACUGAACUUGCGCUCAGGGGGAAAAAGAAAAGUGAGGACUCUGCUCAUCAUCCCACUGCCUGGAAUACAGAGAGCCAGCUGAUAAUAAAUCACAAAGACAAUUUGUGAGGGAGGCAUUGCAGUUUCCUUUUCUGGGGUUAAUUUAUUUCCUUGUAUUAUAAUUCCAAUAAAUGAGUUGUUCUAUUCGUACAAUACAACUGACAUUAGUGUUUAGUUCUUCAAGACAAGUGGUCACUAGCUGUAUUAUUUAAAUGGCUUUCUUUCCUAAUUCUACCUAAAGCCUGAGAACAUGCUUUUUAUUCUGCAUUAUGUUGUGUUUUGUGGUGCCCAUGCCUGCCGUCGUGUUGCUUACAGUGCCCUCUAGUGGUGACAAGUGAAAAUGUCACGAUGUGUAAAUGUGUUGCCUGUCACUCUGUAUCUUUUUCAAAGCCUCUUUAGAGAUCCGUCAGACAUCAACCACGAGGCCACACAAACGUACAGAACAGGAACAAGGAUCAGAAACCAGCUUUUAGAGACAAUCAAAGGUUGAUUUUUAGUUAAAGGAGCAGUUCUUGUGUGGAUGUUGUUUGUGCAUAACAUCUACAGUUUUCCUCAGGUUCAGUAUUUUUUUUUUUUUUUUGCUGGAAGGAGAUGUUUUUAGGAAAUAUAGAGAAACUGCAUAUGUAACAUGAAUGAAAGAAUAUGAUAUGAGGGAGCCACAGUAGGUGCUGCAUCACUGGCAGCGUGUGUGUUCUCAUUGUGUGAAUGUACAUCAGCCCGUCCAGCCGUGCCUCCAGUCGCUUCUUUUGGUCAUUUACUCCCAGGCAGAGCAGGGAUGUGCCUUUGAAACAGCACCUGGUGAAAAGAUAAAAGGGGAAGGCUCUUCAUCUUCAUCCUGAAAAAUAAGCACACCUGGUACAGUGACACACACCCACCUCGCACACGUAACUUUUAAUCAGGUUCAUUCUCAAAGUAGCUUACUCAGCCUCACAGGGAGAUGGCUACGGUGCAUUAGAUGCAUGUCCUAACUGGAAACAAUCAGCCGGGCUGGCAAAGGGAGACGAGGAUGAACGCGGAUUUGUGUGAAGUUUGUGGAGUUUGUGUGUCUUUGCUUUGAUUUGUGAGUAUAACACAGCGACGGGCCCUUAUUGAACAAGUGCUGGAGUCACAAUGCUAUUCACUCAUCAGGAGUGUUUACGUUGAUUCAGCUCAUUUUCAGCAAAUCCAUUAAACCUUUUGUGUCAACGUCAGGGUGUUUAUCCUCUCUACCGGCCCCCAGUUUACAAAUUCUUAAAUUUGAAGUCUGUUAGUUGGAGUCCUGCAAUAGUGCAGAUUAGCACCAAGAAGAGUGAAUGUAAUGUGGGGGGAAAAAAGCCUAAACACUAUGAUGUUUAUCAAAGCCGGUGUUUUCAUUCAACUCUGCAGUUUUGCAGAUGUGAGUAGACUUUUAAUAAGAGUCAUGGUUCUGUUUUAAGAAUCUCCUGCCAUGGACAGCAAUUACACAUAAAAUGUUAGCAGC
This is a messenger RNA of Menidia menidia (Atlantic silverside), 8117 nucleotides long. Lineage: Eukaryota; Metazoa; Chordata; Actinopteri; Atheriniformes; Atherinopsidae. The record is from the annotation of a GenBank genome assembly.